GGAGGUGGGAAGGCAAGGAGGCCGGCCCGGCGGGGGCGGGACCCGACUCGCAAACUGUUGCAUUUGCUCUCCACCUCCCAGCGCCCCCUCCGAGAUCCCGGGGAGCCAGCUUGCUGGGAGAGCGGGACGGUCCGGAGCAAGCCCAGAGGCAGAGGAGGCGACAGAGGGAAAAAGGGCCGAGCUAGCCGCUCCAGUGCUGUACAGGAGCCGAAGGGACGCACCACGCCAGCCCCAGCCCGGCUCCAGCGACAGCCAACGCCUCUUGCAGCGCGGCGGCUUCGAAGCCGCCGCCCGGAGCUGCCCUUUCCUCUUCGGUGAAGUUUUUAAAAGCUGCUAAAGACUCGGAGGAAGCAAGGAAAGUGCCUGGUAGGACUGACGGCUGCCUUUGUCCUCCUCCUCUCCACCCCGCCUCCCCCCACCCUGCCUUCCCCCGCUCCCCCGUCUUCUCUCCCGCAGCUGCCUCAGUCGGCUACUCUCAGCCAACCCCCCUCACCACCCUUCUCCCCACCCGCCCCCCCGCCCCCGUCGGCCCAGCGCUGCCAGCCCGAGUUUGCAGAGAGGUAACUCCCUUUGGCUGCGAGCGGGCGAGCUAGCUGCACAUUGCAAAGAAGGCUCUUAGGAGCCAGGCGACUGGGGAGCGGCUUCAGCACUGCAGCCACGACCCGCCUGGUUAGGCUGCACGCGGGGAGAACCCUCUGUUUCCCCCCACUCUCUCUCCACCUCCUCCUGCCUUCCCCACCCCGAGUGCGGAGCCAGAGAUCAAAAGAUGAAAAGGCAGUCAGGUCUUCAGUAGCCAAAAAACAAAACAAACAAAAACAAAAAAGCCGAAAUAAAAGAAAAAGAUAAUAACUCAGUUCUUAUUUGCACCUACUUCAGUGGACACUGAAUUUGGAAGGUGGAGGAUUUUGUUUUUCUCUUUUAAGAUUUGGGCAUCUUUUGAAUCUACCCUUCAAGUAUUAAGAGACAGACUGUGAGCCUAGCAGGGCAGAUCUUGUCCACCGUGUGUCUUCUUCUGCACGAGACUUUGAGGCUGUCAGAGCGCUUUUUGCGUGGUUGCUCCCGCAAGUUUCCUUCUCUGGAGCUUUCCGCAGGUGGGCAGCUAGCUGCAGCGACUACCGCAUCAUCACAGCCUGUUGAACUCUUCUGAGCAAGAGAAGGGGAGGCGGGGUAAGGGAAGUAGGUGGAAGAUUCAGCCAAGCUCAAGGAUGGAAGUGCAGUUAGGGCUGGGAAGGGUCUACCCUCGGCCGCCGUCCAAGACCUACCGAGGAGCUUUCCAGAAUCUGUUCCAGAGCGUGCGCGAAGUGAUCCAGAACCCGGGCCCCAGGCACCCAGAGGCCGCGAGCGCAGCACCUCCCGGCGCCAGUUUGCUGCUGCAGCAGCAGCAGCAGCAGCAGCAGCAGCAGCAGCAGCAGCAGCAGCAGCAGCAGCAGCAAGAGACUAGCCCCAGGCAGCAGCAGCAGCAGGGUGAGGAUGGUUCUCCCCAAGCCCAUCGUAGAGGCCCCACAGGCUACCUGGUCCUGGAUGAGGAACAGCAACCUUCACAGCCGCAGUCGGCCCCGGAGUGCCACCCCGAGAGAGGUUGCGUCCCAGAGCCUGGAGCCGCCGUGGCCGCCAGCAAGGGGCUGCCGCAGCAGCUGCCAGCACCUCCGGACGAGGAUGACUCAGCUGCCCCAUCCACGUUGUCCCUGCUGGGCCCCACUUUCCCCGGCUUAAGCAGCUGCUCCGCCGACCUUAAAGACAUCCUGAGCGAGGCCAGCACCAUGCAACUCCUUCAGCAACAGCAGCAGGAAGCAGUAUCCGAAGGCAGCAGCAGCGGGAGAGCGAGGGAGGCCUCGGGGGCUCCCACUUCCUCCAAGGACAAUUACUUAGGGGGCACUUCGACCAUUUCUGACAGCGCCAAGGAGUUGUGUAAGGCAGUGUCGGUGUCCAUGGGCCUGGGUGUGGAGGCGUUGGAGCAUCUGAGUCCGGGGGAACAGCUUCGGGGGGAUUGCAUGUACGCCCCACUUUUGGGAGUUCCACCCGCUGUGCGUCCCACUCCUUGUGCCCCAUUGGCCGAAUGCAAAGGUUCUCUGCUAGACGACAGCGCAGGCAAGAGCACUGAAGAUACUGCUGAGUAUUCCCCUUUCAAGGGAGGUUACACCAAAGGGCUAGAAGGCGAGAGCCUAGGCUGCUCUGGCAGCGCUGCAGCAGGGAGCUCCGGGACACUUGAACUGCCGUCCACCCUGUCUCUCUACAAGUCCGGAGCACUGGACGAGGCAGCUGCGUACCAGAGUCGCGACUACUACAACUUUCCACUGGCUCUGGCCGGACCGCCGCCCCCUCCGCCGCCUCCCCAUCCCCACGCUCGCAUCAAGCUGGAGAACCCGCUGGACUACGGCAGCGCCUGGGCGGCUGCGGCGGCGCAGUGCCGCUAUGGGGACCUGGCGAGCCUGCAUGGCGCGGGUGCAGCGGGACCCGGUUCUGGGUCACCCUCAGCCGCCGCUUCCUCAUCCUGGCACACUCUCUUCACAGCCGAAGAAGGCCAGUUGUAUGGACCGUGUGGUGGUGGGGGGGGUGGUGGCGGCGGCGGCGGCGGCGGCGGCGGCGGCGGCGAGGCGGGAGCUGUAGCCCCCUACGGCUACACUCGGCCCCCUCAGGGGCUGGCGGGCCAGGAAGGCGACUUCACCGCACCUGAUGUGUGGUACCCUGGCGGCAUGGUGAGCAGAGUGCCCUAUCCCAGUCCCACUUGUGUCAAAAGCGAAAUGGGCCCCUGGAUGGAUAGCUACUCCGGACCUUACGGGGACAUGCGUAGGUGCUGCGAGCAGAGAGGGAUUCCUCGGAGGUCAUCUGUUCCAUCUUCUUGCCUAUGCAAAUGCCUGCCUGAAGCUGCUGGAGGCUGGCUUUGUACCGGACUUUGUACAGGGAACCAGGGAAACGAAUGCAGAGUGCUCCUGACAUUGCCUGUCGCUUUUUCCCAUGAUACUCUGGCUUCACAGUUUGGAGACUGCCAGGGACCAUGUUUUGCCCAUUGACUAUUACUUUCCACCCCAGAAGACCUGCCUGAUCUGUGGAGAUGAAGCUUCUGGGUGUCACUAUGGAGCUCUCACAUGUGGAAGCUGCAAGGUCUUCUUCAAAAGAGCCGCUGAAGGGAAACAGAAGUACCUGUGCGCCAGCAGAAAUGAUUGCACUAUUGAUAAAUUCCGAAGGAAAAAUUGUCCAUCUUGUCGUCUUCGGAAAUGUUAUGAAGCAGGGAUGACUCUGGGAGCCCGGAAGCUGAAGAAACUUGGUAAUCUGAAACUACAGGAGGAAGGAGAGGCUUCCAGCACCACCAGCCCCACUGAGGAGACAACCCAGAAGCUGACAGUGUCACACAUUGAAGGCUAUGAAUGUCAGCCCAUCUUUCUGAAUGUCCUGGAAGCCAUUGAGCCAGGUGUAGUGUGUGCUGGACACGACAACAACCAGCCCGACUCCUUUGCAGCCUUGCUCUCUAGCCUCAAUGAACUGGGAGAGAGACAGCUUGUACACGUGGUCAAGUGGGCCAAGGCCUUGCCUGGCUUCCGCAACUUACACGUGGACGACCAGAUGGCUGUCAUUCAGUACUCCUGGAUGGGGCUCAUGGUGUUUGCCAUGGGCUGGCGAUCCUUCACCAAUGUCAACUCCAGGAUGCUCUACUUCGCCCCUGAUCUGGUUUUCAAUGAGUACCGCAUGCACAAGUCCCGGAUGUACAGCCAGUGUGUCCGAAUGAGGCACCUCUCUCAAGAGUUUGGAUGGCUCCAAAUCACCCCCCAGGAAUUCCUGUGCAUGAAAGCACUGCUACUCUUCAGCAUUAUUCCAGUGGAUGGGCUGAAAAAUCAAAAAUUCUUUGAUGAACUUCGAAUGAACUACAUCAAGGAACUCGAUCGUAUCAUUGCAUGCAAAAGAAAAAAUCCCACAUCCUGCUCAAGACGCUUCUACCAGCUCACCAAGCUCCUGGACUCCGUGCAGCCUAUUGCGAGAGAGCUGCAUCAGUUCACUUUUGACCUGCUAAUCAAGUCACACAUGGUGAGCGUGGACUUUCCGGAAAUGAUGGCAGAGAUCAUCUCUGUGCAAGUGCCCAAGAUCCUUUCUGGGAAAGUCAAGCCCAUCUAUUUCCACACCCAGUGAAGCAUUGGAAACCCCUAUUUCCCCACCCCAGCUCAUGCCCCCUUUCAGAUGUCUUCUGCCUGUUAUAACUCUGCACUACUCCUCUGCAGUGCCUUGGGGAAUUUCCUCUAUUGAUGUACAGUCUGUCAUGAACAUGUUCCUGAAUUCUAUUUGCUGGGCUUUUUUUUUCUCUUUCUCUCCUUUCUUUUUCUUCUUCCCUCCCUAUCUAACCCUCCCAUGGCACCUUCAGACUUUGCUUCCCAUUGUGGCUCCUAUCUGUGUUUUGAAUGGUGUUGUAUGCCUUUAAAUCUGUGAUGAUCCUCAUAUGGCCCAGUGUCAAGUUGUGCUUGUUUACAGCACUACUCUGUGCCAGCCACACAAACGUUUACUUAUCUUAUGCCACAGGAAGUUUAGAGAGCUAAGAUUAUCUGGGGAAAUCAAAACAAAAACAAGCAAACAAAAAAAAAAAAAAGCAAAAACAAAACAAAAAAUAAGCCAAAAAACCUUGCUAGUGUUUUUUCCUCAAAAAUAAAUAAAUAAAUAAAUAAAUAAAUACGUACAUACAUACACACAUACAUACAAACAUAUAGAAAUCCCCAAAGAGGCCAAUAGUGACGAGAAGGUGAAAAUUGCAGGCCCAUGGGGAGUUAUUGAUUUUUUCAUCUCCUCCCUCCACGGGAGACUUUAUUUUCUGCCAAUGGCUAUUGCCAUUAGAGGGCAGAGUGACCCCAGAGCUGAGUUGGGCAGGGGGGUGGACAGAGAGGAGAGGACAAGGAGGGCAAUGGAGCAUCAGUACCUGCCCACAGCCUUGGUCCCUGGGGGCUAGACUGCUCAACUGUGGAGCAAUUCAUUAUACUGAAAAUGUGCUUGUUGUUGAAAAUUUGUCUGCAUGUUAAUGCCUCACCCCCAAACCCUUUUCUCUCUCACUCUCUGCCUCCAACUUCAGAUUGACUUUCAAUAGUUUUUCUAAGACCUUUGAACUGAAUGUUCUCUUCAGCCAAAACUUGGCAACUUCCACAGAAAAGUCUAACCACUGAGAAGAAGGAGAGCAGAGAUUUAACUCUUUGUAAGGCCCCAUUUGGAUCCAGGUCUGCUUUCUCAUGUGUGAGUCAGGGAGGAGCUGGAGCCAGAGGAGAAAAAAAUGAUAGCUUGGCUGUUCUGCUGCUUAGGACACUGACUGAAUAGUUAAACUCUCACUGCCACUACCUUUUCCCCACCUUUAAAAGACCUGAAUGAAGUUUUCUGCCAAACUCCGUGAAGCCACAAGCACCUUAUGUCCUCCCUUCAGUGUUUUGUGGGCCUGAAUUUCAUCACACUGCAUUUCAGCCAUGGUCAUCAAGCCUGUUUGCUGCUUUUGGGCAUGUUCACAGAUUCUCUGUUAAGAGCCCCCACCACCAAGAAGGUUAGCAGGCCAACAGCUCUGACAUCUCUCUGUAGAUGCCAGUAGUCACAAAGAUUUCUUACCAACUCUCAGAUCGCUGGAGCCCUUAGACAAACUGGAAAGAAGGCAUCAAAGGGAUCAGACAAGCUGGGCGUCUUGCCCUUGUCCCCCAGAGAUGAUACCCUCCCAGCAAGUGGAGAAGUUCUCACUUCCUUCUUUAGAGCAGCUAAAGGGGCUACCCAGAUCAGGGUUGAAGAGAAAACUCAAUUACCAGGGUGGGAAGAAUGAAGGCACUAGAACCAGAAACCCUGCAAAUGCUCUUCUUGUCACCCAGCAUAUCCACCUGCAGAAGUCAUGAGAAGAGAGAAGGAACAAAGAGGAGACUCUGACUACUGAAUUAAAAUCUUCAGCGGCAAAGCCUAAAGCCAGAUGGACACCAUCUGGUGAGUUUACUCAUCAUCCUCCUCUGCUGCUGAUUCUGGGCUCUGACAUUGCCCAUACUCACUCAGAUUCCCCACCUUUGUUGCUGCCUCUUAGUCAGAGGGAGGCCAAACCAUUGAGACUUUCUACAGAACCAUGGCUUCUUUCGGAAAGGUCUGGUUGGUGUGGCUCCAAUACGUUGCCACCCAUGAACUCAGGGUGUGCCCUGGGACACUGGUUUUAUAUAGUCUUUUGGCACACCUGUGUUCUGUUGACUUCGUUCUCCAAGCCCAAGUGCAAGGGAAAAUGUCCACCUACUUUCUCAUCUUGGCCUCUGCCUCCUUACUUAGCUCUUAAUCUCAUCUGUUGAACUCAAGAAAUCAAGGGCCAGUCAUCAAGCUGCCCAUUUUAAUUGAUUCACUCUGUUUGUUGAGAGGAUAGUUUCUGAGUGACAUGAUAUGAUCCACAAGGGUUUCCUUCCCUGAUUUCUGCAUUGAUAUUAAUAGCCAAACGAACUUCAAAACAGCUUCUUUAAAUAACAAGGGAGAGGGGAACCUAAGAUGAGUAGUAUGCCAAUCCAAGACUGCUGGACAAAACUAAAGCUGACAGGUUCCCUUUUUGGGGUGGGAUAGACAUGUUCUGGUUUUCUUUAUUACUACACAAUCUGGCUCAUGUACAGGAUCACUUUUAGCUGUUUUAAACAGAAAAAAAAAUCCACCACUCUUUUCAGUUACACUAGGUUACAUUUUAAUAGGUCCUUUACAUCUGUUUUGGAAUGAUUUUCAUCUUUUGUGAUACACGGAUUGAAUUAUAUCAUUUUCAUAUCUCUCCUUGUAAAUACUAGAAGCUCUCCUUUACAUUUCUCUAUCAAAUUUUUCAUCUUUAUGGGUUUCCCAAUUGUGACUCUUGUCUUCAUGAAUAUAUGUUUUUCAUUUGCAAAAGCCAAAAAUCAGUGAAACAGCAGUGUAAUUAAAAGCAACAACUGGAUUACUCCAAAUUUCCAAAUGACAAAACUAGGGAAAAAUAGCCUACACAAGCCUUUAGGCCUACUCUUUCUGUGCUUGGGUUUGAGUGAACAAAGGAGAUUUUAGCUUGGCUCUGUUCUCCCAUGGAUGAAAGGAGGAGGAUUUUUUUUUUUCUUUUGGCCAUUGAUGUUCUAGCCAAUGUAAUUGACAGAAGUCUCAUUUUGCAUGCGCUCUGCUCUACAAACAGAGUUGGUAUGGUUGGUAUACUGUACUCACCUGUGAGGGACUGGCCACUCAGACCCACUUACCUGGUGAGCUAGAAGAUGAGGAUCACUCACUGGAAAAGUCACGAGGACCAUCUCCAAACAAGUUGGCAGUGCUCGAUGUGGACGAAGAGUGAGGAAGAGAAAAAGAAGGAGCACCAGGGAGAAGGCCCCAUCUGUGCUGGGCAGCAGACAGCUGCCAGGAUCACGAACUCUGUAGUCAAAGAAAAGAGUCGUGUGGCAGUUUCAGCUCUCGUUCAUUGGGCAGCUCGCCUAGGCCCAGCCUCUGAGCUGACAUGGGAGUUGUUGGAUUCUUUGUUUCAUAGCUUUUUCUAUGCCAUAGGCAAUAUUGUUGUUCUUGGAAAGUUUAUUAUUUUUUUAACUCCCUUACUCUGAGAAAGGGAUAUUUUGAAGGACUGUCAUAUAUCUUUGAAAAAAGAAAAUCUGUAAUACAUAUAUUUUUAUGUAUGUUCACUGGCACUAAAAAAUAUAGAGAGCUUCAUUCUGUCUUUUGGGUAGUUGCUGAGGUAAUUGUCCAGGUUGAAAAAUAAUGUGCUGAUGCUAGAGUCCCUCUCUGUCCAUACUCUACUUCUAAAUACAUAUAGGCAUACAUAGCAAGUUUUAUUUGACUUGUACUUUAAGAGAAAAUAUGUCCACCAUCCACAUGAUACACAAAUGAGCUAACAUUGAGCUUCAAGUAGCUUCUAAGUGUUUGUUUCAUUAGGCACAGCACAGAUGUGGCCUUUCCCCCCUUCUCUCCCUUGAUAUCUGGCAGGGCAUAAAGGCCCAGGCCACUUCCUCUGCCCCUUCCCAGCCCUGCACCAAAGCUGCAUUUCAGGAGACUCUCUCCAGACAGCCCAGUAACUACCCGAGCAUGGCCCCUGCAUAGCCCUGGAAAAAUAAGAGGCUGACUGUCUACGAAUUAUCUUGUGCCAGUUGCCCAGGUGAGAGGGCACUGGGCCAAGGGAGUGGUUUUCAUGUUUGACCCACUACAAGAGGUCAUGGGAAUCAGGAAUGCCAAAGCACCAGAUCAAAUCCAAAACUUAAAGUCAAAAUAAGCCAUUCAGCAUGUUCAGUUUCUUGGAAAAGGAAGUUUCUACCCCUGAUGCCUUUGUAGGCAGAUCUGUUCUUACCAUUAAUCUUUUUGAAAAUCUUUUAAAGCAGUUUUUAAAAAGAGAGAUGAAAGCAUCACAUUAUAUAACCAAAGAUUACAUUGUACCUGCUAAGAUACCAAAAUUCAUAAGGGCAGGGGGGGAGCAAGCAUUAGUGCCUCUUUGAUAAGCUGUCCAAAGACAGACUAAAGGACUCUGCUGGUGACUGACUUAUAAGAGCUUUGUGGGGUUUUUUUUUCCCUAAUAAUAUACAUGUUUAGAAGAAUUGAAAAUAAUUUCGGGAAAAUGGGAUUAUGGGUCCUUCACUAAGUGAUUUUAUAAGCAGAACUGGCUUUCCUUUUCUCUAGUAGUUGCUGAGCAAAUUCUUGAAGCUCCAUUAUUGCAUGGUUGGAAAUGGAGCUGUUCUUAGCCACUGUGUUUGCUAGUGCCCAUGUUAGCUUAUCUGAAGAUGUGAAACCCUUGCUAAUAAGGGAGCAUUUAAAGUACUAGAUUUUGCACUAGAGGGACAGCAGGCAGAAAUCCUUAUUUCUGCCCACUUUGGAUGGCACAAAAAGUUAUCUGCAGUUGAAGGCAGAAAGUUGAAAUACAUUGUAAAUGAAUAUUUGUAUCCAUGUUUCAAAAUUGAAAUAUAUAUAUAUAUAUAUAUAUAUAUAUAUAUAGAGAGAGAGAGAGAGAGUGUGUUCUGAUAGCUUUAACUUUCUCUGCAUCUUUAUAUUUGGUUCCAGAUCACACCUGAUGCCAUGUACUUGUGAGAGAGGAUGCAGUUUUGUUUUGGAAGCUCUCUCAGAACAAACAAGACACCUGGAUUGAUCAGUUAACUAAAAGUUUUCUCCUCUAUUGGGUUUGACCCACAGGUCCUGUGAAGGAGCAGAGGGAUAAAAAGAGUAGAGGACAUGAUACAUUGUACUUUACUAGUUCAAGACAGAUGAAUGUGGAAAGCAUAAAAUCUCAAUGGAACUGACUGAGAUUUACCACAGGGAAGGCCCAAACUUGGGGCCAAAAGCCUACCCAAGUGAUUGACCAGUGGCCACCUAAUGGGACCUGAGCUGUUGGAAGAAGAGAACUGUUCCUUGGUCUUCACCAUCCUUGUGAGAGAAGGGCAGUUUCCUGCAUUGGAACCUGGAGCAAGCGCUCUAUCUUUCACACAAAUUCCCUCACCUGAGAUUGAGGUGCUCUUGUUACUGGGUGUCUGUGUGCUGUAAUUCUGGUUUUGGAUAUGUUCUGUAAAGAUUUUGACAAAUGAAAAUGUGUUUUUCUCUGUUAAAACUUGUCAGAGUACUAGAAGUUGUAUCUCUGUAGGUGCAGGUCCAUUUCUGCCCACAGGUAGGGUGUUUUUCUUUAAGAGAUUGACACUUCUGUUGCCUAGGACCUCCCAACUCAACCAUUUCUAGGUGAAGGCAGAAAAAUCCACAUUAGUUACUCCUCUUCAGACAUUUCAGCUGAGAUAACAAAUCUUUUGGAAUUUUUUCACCCAUAGAAAGAGUGGUAGAUAUUUGAAUUUAGCAGGUGGAGUUUCAUAGUAAAAACAGCUUUUGACUCAGCUUUGAUUUAUCCUCAUUUGAUUUGGCCAGAAAGUAGGUAAUAUGCAUUGAUUGGCUUCUGAUUCCAAUUCAGUAUAGCAAGGUGCUGGGUUUUUUCCUUUCCCCACCUGUCUCUUAGCCUAGGGAAUUAAAUGAGAAGCCUUAGAAUGGGUGGCCCUUGUGACCUGAAACACUUCCCACAUAAGCUACUUAACAAGAUUGUCAUGUAGCUGCAGAUUCCAUUGCCCACCAAAGACUAGAACACACACAUAUCCAUACACCAAAGGAAAGACAAUUCUGAAAUGCUGUUUCUCUGGUGGUUCCCUCUCUGGCUGCUGCCUCACAGUAUGGGAACCUGUACUCUGCAGAGGUGACAGGCCAGAUUUGCAUUAUCUCACAACCUUAGCCCUUGGUGCUAACUGUCCUACAGUGAAGUGCCUGGGGGGUUGUCCUAUCCCAUAAGCCACUUGGAUGCUGACAGCAGCCACCAUCAGAAUGACCCACGCAAAAAAAAAAAAAAAAUUAAAAAGUCCCCUCACAACCCUUUCUGUCACUACACCUUUCUGCUUUCCUCUAGACUGGAACAUUGAUUAGGGAGUGCCUCAGACAUGACAUUCUUGUGCUGUCCUUGGAAUUAAUCUGGCAGCAGGAGGGAGCAGACUAUGUAAACAGAGAUAAAAAUUAAUUUUCAAUAUUGAAGGAAAAAAGAAAUAAGAAGAGAGAGAGAAAGAAAGCAUCACACAAAGAUUUUCUUAAACAAUUUUGCUUGAAAUUUCUUUAGAUGGGGCUCAUUUCUCACAGUGGCACUUGGCCUCCACUGGGCAGCAGGACCAGCUCCAAGCGCUAGUGUUCUGUUCUCUUUUUGUAAUCUUGGAAUCUUUUGUUGCUCUAAAUACAAUUAAAAAUGGCAGAAACUUGUU
Messenger RNA from Pan troglodytes (chimpanzee), 10682 nucleotides. It is a transcript of the gene AR, whose product is annotated as androgen receptor. Gene Ontology annotation, molecular function: zinc ion binding; nuclear receptor activity; steroid binding. Lineage: Eukaryota; Metazoa; Chordata; Mammalia; Primates; Hominidae. The transcript is spliced from 9 exons. Gene Ontology annotation, cellular component: nucleus. The coding region runs from base 2956 to 4122 and encodes 388 amino acids. Gene Ontology annotation, biological process: regulation of DNA-templated transcription; androgen receptor signaling pathway. The record is from RefSeq and is a predicted model, not a curated record.